Ostertagia ostertagi is the source of this 309-nucleotide messenger RNA. NCBI's taxonomy places the organism in Eukaryota, Metazoa, Nematoda, Chromadorea, Rhabditida, Trichostrongylidae. The record is from the annotation of a GenBank genome assembly.
AUGGAGGAUAGAUUAUCAUUACAGACGAGCAAUUAUGCAUACGGUGUGAAGGAGAGUGAAAAGGCAGCAAGUCAAUACGCCUUUGAUUACCAGGAGCCCCAUCGUGAUAGACGCGCAGAUCUCUACAUGCCAUCAGCCCAUCACAGCCACUACCCUUUUCCGCGCGAACAUCACUAUGUGUUGCCCGAUUCGGCCUACGACUACACUGCCUAUGGUCAACCAGUCAGAUAUACUCCUACACAUUCUGACUACGAUUACACAGCAUUCGCGCAGCCGUAUAUGCAGCCACCUUACUUCUAUCCGCCAUAA